Lipotes vexillifer (Yangtze River dolphin) is the source of this 1607-nucleotide messenger RNA. It is a transcript of the gene CREB3L4, whose product is annotated as cAMP responsive element binding protein 3 like 4. Gene Ontology annotation, molecular function: RNA polymerase II cis-regulatory region sequence-specific DNA binding; DNA-binding transcription factor activity, RNA polymerase II-specific. Gene Ontology annotation, biological process: regulation of transcription by RNA polymerase II. The transcript has 10 exons. Gene Ontology annotation, cellular component: nucleus. The coding region runs from base 140 to 1327 and encodes 395 amino acids. NCBI's taxonomy places the organism in Eukaryota, Metazoa, Chordata, Mammalia, Artiodactyla, Lipotidae. The record is from RefSeq and is a predicted model, not a curated record.
CCUCAGGAAGAUUUGCUGUCGCUAGGAGAAACUGAGGCAGAAAGGGCAGGCUGCUGUUUUAAGACCGGUUUGUGCACGCUCCUCCUCUUAACCCCCUGCUCCAGCUACUGCGCCCCUAUCGUGGCUCCUGGCUAGAAGCAUGGAUUUCAGAACCCCUGACCUGCUGGAAAUGUGGCUGGAGCCUCCAGAAGACGUCUUCUCAACAGGAUCCUUCCUGGAGCUGGGACUCCAUGGUCCACCUUCAGAGGUCCCAGUAACUAGGCUACAGGAACAGGGGCUGCAAGGCUGGGAGUCCAGUGGGGGCCAUGGCUGUGGUCUUCAAGAGAGUGAGCCUGAAGAUUUCCUGAAACUUUUCAUUGAUCCCAAUGAAGUGUACUGCUCAGAAGCAUCUCCUGGAAGUGACAGUGGAAUCUCUGAGGAUCCUCGCCAUCUGGACAGUCCCCCUGCCCCCAAGCCACCCAGUUCCCCUGCCCUCUAUGAGGUUGUCUAUGAGGCAGGGACCCUAGAGAGGAUGCAGGGGGAAGCUGGGCCAGCUGUAGGGCUCAUCUCCAUCCAAAUAGAUCAGUGGAGCCCACCAUUUAUGGUGCCUGAUGCCUGUGUGGUCAGUGAGCCGCCUCCCGAUGCUCAUGCCCACAUCCUGCCCAGAGCAGGCACUGUAAACUCAGUGCCUCCUGCAGCCCUGCUGCCCUGUCAAACCCUGUUCCUGACAGAAGAGGAGAAGCGUCUGCUGGGACAGGAAGGGGUGUCCCUACCCUCUCACCUGCCCCUCACCAAGGCAGAGGAGAGGGUCCUCAAGAAGGUCAGGAGGAAAAUCCGUAACAAGCAGUCAGCUCAGGACAGUCGGCGGCGGAAGAAAGAGUACAUCGAUGGACUAGAGAGCAGGGUGGCUGCCUGUUCUGCACAGAACCAGGAACUACAGAAAAAAGUCCAGGAGCUGGAGAGGCACAACAUCUCCCUGGUGACUCAGCUCCGCCAGCUGCAGAUGCUUAUUGUUCAAACCUCCAACAAAGCUGCCCAGACUAGCACUUGUGUUCUGAUCCUUCUUUUCUCCUUGGCUCUCAUCAUCCUGCCCAGUUUCAGCCCCUUUCAGGGCUUACCAGAAGCUGGGCCUGAGGAUUACCAGCCUCAUGGAGUGAUUUCCAGAAACAUCCUGACUCACAAGGACAUGACAGAAAAUCUGGAGAAUCCAGCGGUGGAGUCCAGAUUGGAGGGGCCACCUGGGGUCAAGGGUGUAAAUGGCUCAACAAGGACACUGCUUGAGAAGACAGGAGGGAGGCCAGGCCCCAGCAGGCACAUCAGAACUGUGUUGCAUGCAGAUGAGAUGUGAGCUGUAACACUUCCUGGCCCACUUCCCAAUCACAAUAAGGAAUCCAAGGCUCCGCUGGCUGUGGUUCUGCUUCCUCCUGGGGUUCCCACUCAGGGCUCUUUGGCCUCAGGGGUCUGAAUCACAUCAGGAUGCCCUAGAUGUCUGUACCCUAUGGCUCAGUCUGCCUAUGUCAAGGGGCACCUCAAAUACUUUUGUCAUGUAUCUGUGAUUUUAUUUCUUCUUUGGGGAUAGGGUUGAGGGGAAACUCACAUUUUGGCUGAGAAAUAAAUUUUUUUUUUGC